Molecule: messenger RNA, 1994 nt
Organism: Branchiostoma belcheri (Belcher's lancelet)
Lineage: Eukaryota; Metazoa; Chordata; Leptocardii; Amphioxiformes; Branchiostomatidae
Exons: 8
Coding region: 118-1095 (325 amino acids)
Source: RefSeq, a predicted model, not a curated record
UCCUUCCAACCUUAUUUCUAGACAACAGCCUGAUCGCUGGGCGUGUGCUGGUCAACUCGUUAUGACAUCUAUGUUAGCACGUCAGACAUGUAGUUAGGACCACAGCUUCGUUACAGAAUGACUCUUUCCAAAGUGGCUGUGUUGCUACUGGUGCUUCACUGCAUCACAGGACGAGGUCUCAGAGCAGCCAACGGUGACGAAGGGUCAACAUAUACAACUGACGACAUAGAAAGUUCACAAAUCAGCAAAGAAGAUCACGAAAGCGACAACAUACACGACGUACUUCGGCAGAUGGGCAUCUACAUUGACGAUGACACAAAUCAAAAACAUUUGGACGAUAAAAAGGACCAAGCAGCCAACAGUGAAGAAGAGUCAUCUUAUACAACUGACGACAUAGAAAAUGCACGAGAAGAUCAGGAAAGCGACAACAUACACGACGUACUUCGUCAAAUGGGCAUCUACAUUGACGAUGACACAAAUCAAAAACAUUUGGGCGAUAAAAAAGACCAAGUCAAAACCAAAGAAGCAGCAUCACAAGUCACUGCCUCGGGCGCAGACGACAUUUACGACAUUCUUCGAGCCAGGGGACUCAAUAUAGUUGACGAUGACGCACAUGCAGACAAAAGUACCAGAAAGCAAGAAGAGCGCGGAGUUCUCAUCACGGGUCAAAAGGAUGACUCAGCAGACAAACCUAUCAACGUCAUCAACAACGAGAUCUACAUUCCCAAACGACUUUGGGACAAAUAUGUUCGAGAAGGAAAAAUCCGCAUUAUCAACAACAUGAUUAACGUCUACUUACCCCAGCCUAUAGACCUGCCAGGAGGCAAAGAUGAAUAUCACGCCAAUCUGCCCAGUGGCCCCAUGACGAUUCAGGUGGGGGCCGAGCCUGAUACCCUGGGGGACACAAAACUGGAGAAGGGGAAGGCCGUCCUCCCUAGCGUCGUGUUGGGAAGGAUCGCGAAAAGAGACACAACGUCGACUUCAGAUGAAGAUAUUGGCACUGUAGAAAGAAAUAAACGGAGCGAGAAAGCUGACACAUCAGAACGUAAAAAAGAAGAGGAGGACGUCGGAUUAAAAGAACAACACUACGACUGACAUGUCUCAACACUGGAAAAGAGUCCACACAAUGUGGUCUAACCGUGUGUUGGAUUCUGUAAAGUUUUAAAGUGAUUGUAGAACUGCUAAUGAAGCAUCGAAUCAAUAAUUAAGUGAGAUACAAUAAUACUGUUAACGACAUUUGUUAGGGAAUAUAAUUGGUGUAUGGAACUGUUAUACUGAUCAUUAUUGUAUCCGACAUAACAAGGUGAUGUAAAUGCAGACCAUUGGAAUAUGGCGGAAUAUAGAUCUGUAUCAUUGACUAAGCAAUGUACAGAAAUGGAUUCGCAUGCCUUUUUCUAGGUCUGACAUAUUUCGAUGGACAAGAAGCGUAUGAAUUAACAAAUGAUGAAUAAAAAAGUUAAAAAAACCUUCAAACACUGUGCACUUUUCCCCCACCCUGUACUAUUCUGUACCAUCCCCAGUAUUGGUGCUGAUGUGCUAUCCCCCACCCUGUACUAUCCUGUACCAUCCCCAGUCUUGGUGCUGAUGUGCUAUCCCCCACCCCGUACUAUUCUGUAUCAUCCCCGGUAUUGGUGCUGAUGUGCUAUCCCCCACCCUGUACUAUUCUGUACCAUCCCCAGUCUUGGUGCUGAUGUGCCAUCCCUCACCCUGUACUAUUCUGUACCAUCCCCAGCCUUCGUGCUGAUGUGUCAUCCCUCACUAUGUACUAUUCUGUACCAUCCCCAGUCUUGUUGCUGAUGUGCUACACCCCACCCUGUACUAUUCUGUAUCAUCCCCAGUCUUGGUGCUGAUGUGCCAUCCCUCACCAUGUACUAUUCUGUACCAUCCCCAGUCUUGUUGCUGAUGUGCUAUCCUCACCUUGUACUAUUCUGUACCAUCCCCAGUCUUGGUGCUGAUGUGCUAUCCCCCACCCUGUACUAUUCUGUACCAUCCCC